UUUUUAGGUUUGUUAUUCACAUAAAUACCGUCCCUUUCUUCAUAAUUCAUUAAUGUAAAGAAAAUGUAUAAUCUAGUUUGCAUUUAAAGAUUAUAUUAAACCAUAUUCAUUUCUUUUGAUUCUGAGUUAUGUAAGCAAACUAUCUCUAUCACGUAAAUAAUAUCCUAUUAUAAAUACACUAUUUAUUUCAUCAAAAAAUGAACAAUCGAGAAGAAUUAAGAUGCUGUUGCAUAUUACAUUCUAUGCGCAUUUUGAUUAUUAAGUUACAGAUUAUAUUUUGAUUGGAUACUUUUCACUUUUUAACUAGCGAUACAUAUUAUUUAUAUACACACGUAUAUAUUUUUUUUUUCAACUCAAAAUACGACAGCAAAUUCUGCUGUCAUCUUUUAAAAUGAAAAACAUUUCAGUUAGUGAAGACGAUUCCAAUUUGCUCAUUAUAAUUAUUGAUACAAAUCCAUUCGCUUGGGAAGAAUCAUCAAAGGCAGAAAAUCCACUUUCGCUCGAUCAAGCUCUAAAUCAAAUUUUAAUUUUUAUUAAUGCUCACUUAGCGUUAAAGUAUGAUAAUAAAGUAGUUGCUAUAGCAAGUCAUGUUGGUCAAAGUAAAAUAUUAUACCCUUUACCUGAUGAUGAAGAACCGACAAUGAGCGUAAAUGGAAAUAAAAGAAAUGCAAACAUGUAUCCACAUUUUCAAGUUGUAACUGAACAAAUCGUUUCGAAUCUACAAAAGUUACUUUCGAGUACGAAUACCGAAUUUUUGAAUAAAGACAUUGGGGUUUCACCAACAAUUACAGGCGCCUUGUCAAUGGCACUAUGUUAUAUUAAUAGAGUUACAAAGUUAGAUGAUGAGGGUCAUAUUAAACCAAGAAUAUUAAUAUUAUCAGUAUCACCUGUUUCAGCAUUUCAAUAUAUCCCACUUAUGAAUUGUAUUUUUUCAGCGCAGAAGGCAAGUAUUCCUUUAGAUGUAUGUAAAAUAUAUGGAGACGAAACAGGGUUUUUACAGCAAGCAUCCAAUAUAACAGGAGGUGUUUAUGUUAGAGUAGAGAAUCCACAUGCUUUGUUAGAGUAUUUAAUGAUGGCAUUUCUGCCUGAUAGAUAUUCACGUAAUUAUCUUAAUCUACCAAGUCAAGAUCAAGUAGAUUUCAGAGCUGCAUGCUUUUGUCAUAAAAAAAUUGUCGAUAUUGGAUUUGUUUGUUCAGUUUGUCUGUCAAUCUUUUGUAAAUGGUCACCUGUAUGCUCUACUUGCAAAACAAAAUUCGCUUUUAGACCAAUGGCUCCUUCGUCUACUGCAAAGAUAAAAUAAAAUAAUCAUUUGGCUAAUUUUGAUUGGAUUAAAUAUAAAUAAAUAAAAUAAUAAUAAU
Cokeromyces recurvatus is the source of this 1358-nucleotide messenger RNA. Its product is annotated as TFIIH subunit Tfb4/p34. Gene Ontology annotation, cellular component: transcription factor TFIIH holo complex; transcription factor TFIIH core complex. The record is from RefSeq and is a predicted model, not a curated record. NCBI's taxonomy places the organism in Eukaryota, Fungi, Mucoromycota, Mucoromycetes, Mucorales, Mucoraceae. Gene Ontology annotation, biological process: nucleotide-excision repair; regulation of DNA-templated transcription. The coding region runs from base 392 to 1300 and encodes 302 amino acids. The transcript has 6 exons.